This is a messenger RNA of Scomber japonicus (chub mackerel), 831 nucleotides long. RefSeq names its product transcriptional-regulating factor 1-like. NCBI's taxonomy places the organism in Eukaryota, Metazoa, Chordata, Actinopteri, Scombriformes, Scombridae. Gene Ontology annotation, cellular component: histone deacetylase complex; transcription regulator complex. Gene Ontology annotation, biological process: negative regulation of DNA-templated transcription; regulation of transcription by RNA polymerase II. The transcript is spliced from 7 exons. Gene Ontology annotation, molecular function: transcription corepressor activity. The record is from RefSeq and is a predicted model, not a curated record. Bases 18 to 569 code for a protein of 183 amino acids.
UCAGUGAUGUCGUUUCCAUGGAGACGGCCCCUCCCUCUGACUCAUCAGGAACCAAUAAGCCGCGGAUCAACGUGGGGCAGGGCUACCAGGUGGAAGUCCCGCCCCUUCAGGACAGGAAACGCGCCCACUCUGACUCCCACAAUGCACUGCAGCUGUGGACGCCAUCAGACGAGUUGGAGGAUCCUGCCAAUCAGCAGAGAGUGGAAGCUCUGCUGACGAUGGCGUGCUCAGGCGUGGUGCCAGGGGGCGGGACUAGCCCAGAGUUCACCCUCAACAUCCUAUCAGAGUGCAGAGGAGACUUCCUGCUGACGGUGGAGAAGCUGCUGUCGACUCCUGAAACUCAGUCAGCAGGUGGUGUCCGGUGGAGUCCAGCUGAGAGGAAGCUGAUGGUCAAAUCUCUGCAGCUUCAUCAGAGAGACUUCAGGAGCGUCCAGAAAGCCGUGCAGACCAAGACCCUCCCUCAGUGUGUGGAGUUUUAUUAUCUGUGGAAGAAGAAGCUGAGUCUGAGCGCCAGGACCACGGCCGGCCUCACCGUCGCUCUGCCCGACAAAAACGGUCAAAGGUCGUGAGGACGGGUCACGAACCAGCAGGACUGUCGACCAAUGGAGCAACACACUACACACACACACACACACACACACACACACACACACACACACACACACACACACACACACACACACACACACAGAUAUAUCUAUAUGUUGUUAUUAAAGCUUAACCCUCCUGUCGUCCUCCCGGGUCAAAUUGACCCUGUCUCUUUUGACUGUUCCUUCUUUCCUUCCUUCCAUCCUUCCUUUCCUUCCUUCCUCCCUUCCUUCUUUCCUUUCC